Molecule: messenger RNA, 1017 nt
Organism: Capronia coronata CBS 617.96
Lineage: Eukaryota; Fungi; Ascomycota; Eurotiomycetes; Chaetothyriales; Herpotrichiellaceae
Exons: 1
Coding region: 1-1017 (338 amino acids)
Biological process (GO): protein secretion; Golgi organization
Cellular component (GO): Golgi apparatus
Source: RefSeq, a predicted model, not a curated record
AUGUGCAUCGCACUCAUAUCCACAGCGCACCCUUCGUACCGCCUGAUCCUGAUCGACAAUCGGGACGAAUACCUCAACCGGCCCACCGACCCGGCGAAAUGGUGGCCAGCGCCGCAUACGAACGUCUUCGGCGGUCGGGACAUGCAGCGCGAAGUGCGUGGGACGUGGUGCGGAGUCACCAAAGGCGGCAAGAUCGCAGUCCUGACGAACUACCGCGAAGACACGAUGCCACCACCCUCCGCCAUCAGCCGGGGAGCAAUCAUCAAGCAUUUCCUGACCGAAGACGGUGGUUCGGUAGAGCACUUCGUCGAGAAUGUUGUCAAGACAGGGAUCGGCAAGGAUGCGGGAGGAUUCAGCCUCGUGUGCGGCAACAUCGGCGAGAAGCUGGCCGUGAUCUCCAACCGAGUCGAAACCCAGAGUCAAGUCCCUUGGAUUGCCGGCGACGUCGUGCAAACCGUGGGCCUGAGCAACUCGGCCUUUUCCGACCGUAGCUGGAAGAAAGUCUUGUUGGGCGAAGAGCUCAUGCUCAACACCAUCCGCUACUCGGUGGAGAACAACGACACGGAAGAGCAGCUGGUCCAAAGAUUCCUCGCUCUGCUGUGUCACGACACCCUUCCACGCGAGGGCAGGGCCGAAGAUGACGGUCUCGAAGCAUACAUUCAGGAUCUGCGCGAGACGAUACUUGUCCCACCGCUUGGACGGAAGGACCUGACCGGUCUCACAGACGACAAACUACGCGCCGCCAGACUGCAUGAGAAAGUGGAGGUCAUGGGAGAAAUCGAUGUCCUGGGCUACAACACGCCAGCGCGCGAUCCAAGCCCUGCCAAGAAUCAACAGGCAACCGCUCAGCCGUUGGGUGUCAGUGGGCUGUAUGGCACUCAAAAGCAAACAAUCGUUCUGGCCGACAACAGUGGAAACGUCCGAUUUUUCGAGAGAACACUGUUUGACGAGCACUCCAAUCCCAUCCCUGCCGGAAAGGGUGAUGUCGACGUGACUUUCAAGAUCGAGAAGACUUGA